CACAUCUGUCACAUUUGACAGUUCACUGUCAUAUCGUUCACAUGAAGGUAAUCGCAUGAGUUCUCUCAUCGGUGGACGAUUGUUCUUUGAAGAGACUGUGUAUCGUCCACGUAAUAAUAAAAUUGGAAAUUAAAAUGUCGUUGAUUGGAAAUAGCUUCUUGCGAGGUGUUUUAUGUAGAAAACUUUAUCCCAGCUUGCGAUUCCAAGUGAAUACCGCCCAAAUCAAACCACAAAAAGCCGGUUAUGCAACCACAGUUGUGACAUCAAAGGAUGUUGUUCCAAGUGCAGAUGGUAAAACGAAAGAAAAAUUGAACAAUGCAGCAAAGAUUUUCUUGGAACGAGCUCGUGAAUACGAUGAAAUGAUUCAAGAGGCUGGCGCAGAAUACCGCAUCGGUAUGCGCCAUUUGGCCAAUAUGAUGGGCACCGAUCCGGAAACGUUCACUCAAGCCGAUGCAGACGCAGCCAUUGAGUACUUGUUUCCAUCAGGUUUGAACGACAGAAAGGCUCGACCAUUCAUGAAACCACCCGAAGAAGUGUUCCCACCACGUAAGAGGAUCCAGUUCGAUAGAACUGGCCGACCAUUUCACUAUAUGUUUUUCACUUGUUUCCCCCAUUUCUAUGACUUGUGCCAUGAAGCCAUUGAUCAUAUGAAAAAACUGGAUAAAAUCGAAGACAAAGAUGUUCGACAGAAUAAAGAACCAAAUGAAGGACUUAAGUUAACUUUGGAUGAUUCACAAUGGUUAACAAAAGAGAAUCUACAAAAUAAAAUCAUUGAAGAUAUCUCCGAUAAACAUUACGAGAAUUUUGUUGCGAUGAUGGAUCGACUGUUGGCACACCCAUAUUCGUAUCAAUGCAAAGAUUUCAUUCUGAAAUAUCGGCAAACGUUGCACAAUCAAUCGAAGGAACGUGAGGUCAUUGAACCGAAAAUCGGCGAAGAUGGACGCCAAUAUGUUACGUCAUACGAGUGCCGAUUCAAAACAUGCAGAGCUGAUGUCACCGUCAUUUCACCUGGUACUGGUCAAAUCGAAAUCAAUGGCAAAGACAUAAAUUAUUUUCAGGCUGCUGCACCAAAAGAAACGGUUUUGUUCCCGCUUCAUUUCACGAAUAUGCUUGACAAAGUGGACAUUGUGGCAAACGCAGUUGAUGGUGGAUACAUGGGACAAGCGGGAGCUAUACGCUAUGGUAUUGCACUUGGACUUCGAAGCUUUGUCGAUGAAGCAACAAUUGAAGACAUGCGCGUUGCUGGACUGCUGAAAUGGGAUCCACGAAGAAGAGAACGUAAGAAGCCAGGUCAAGAAGGUGCUCGACGCAAAUUCACAUGGAAGAAACGUUAAAUUUAUUAUUAUUUUAGAAUUCGAUUUAUUUACAAUAAUUGUACAGAUGCUCUUCACUUGGUCUGUCGUUUUAAAUGAAGUAAAAUAAAAUGCAAAAUGAAUUAAAA
Molecule: messenger RNA, 1441 nt
Organism: Sitodiplosis mosellana (orange wheat blossom midge)
Lineage: Eukaryota; Metazoa; Arthropoda; Insecta; Diptera; Cecidomyiidae
Gene: mRpS9
Product: 28S ribosomal protein S9, mitochondrial
Exons: 9
Coding region: 135-1334 (399 amino acids)
Biological process (GO): translation
Cellular component (GO): ribosome; mitochondrial small ribosomal subunit
Molecular function (GO): RNA binding; structural constituent of ribosome
Source: RefSeq, a predicted model, not a curated record